Messenger RNA from Colias croceus (clouded yellow), 1487 nucleotides. Its product is annotated as membrane alanyl aminopeptidase-like. Lineage: Eukaryota; Metazoa; Arthropoda; Insecta; Lepidoptera; Pieridae. The coding region runs from base 231 to 1364 and encodes 377 amino acids. The record is from RefSeq and is a predicted model, not a curated record. Gene Ontology annotation, cellular component: cytoplasm. Gene Ontology annotation, molecular function: zinc ion binding; metalloaminopeptidase activity; peptide binding. The transcript is spliced from 9 exons. Gene Ontology annotation, biological process: peptide catabolic process; proteolysis.
ACAGGAAACAAAUCUGAAACGACCAAAUCACUUCUAAUAUAAAUAGUAUCACUGCAAAUGCUUAAUGAAGCAAUAUUAUUGAUUCUUUACAAACACAUCCUCGCUACGCAUUCUCGCACGAAAGGUUUUUCAUAAGCGCAACAGCGCAACCAACGGGCCAAAUAUAUCCGAUCCCAAUUACAUACUCGACCAAGUCGAAGGCUGACUUUGAAAACCUAAGACCUUCUUUGAUGAUGACGGGUGACAAGGCUGUGCUACAAACAAAUGGUGCUGAAGAAUGGGUUAUUUUCAACCAUCAACAACAUGGUUUAUAUAGAGUCAAUUACGACGAGAAGACGUGGAAUUUAAUAGCAGACGCCUUAUUGGAGGAACCUGAAUCUAUUCACUAUUUGAACAGAGCUCAAGUCGUGGACGACGUAUUUGCUCUAAUGAGGUCCGGAAGAAUGACGUACGAUUUCGGCUUCAAAAUUCUUCGAUUCCUUCGCAACGAGGUUAACUACCACGUUUUGAAUCCCGCUAUUUCUGGCUAUACUUGGCUACGUAAUCGCUUUGCGCAUAUGCCAGAAACGCAGUCUACUUUUGAUGCUCAUAUUCUUAGCUAUUUGGAACACGCUAUAGAUAAACUAGGCUUUGAACCAGCCGCUAAUGAAACUGCAACAACGAGUCUUACUCGGCAAGAAGUGCUGCAUUUCGCUUGUACAAUGGGACAUGAAGGAUGUGUAACAGAAUCUAAAAAUAGAUUUGCUGCUAUGCGAAGUGGUAGAUGGAUUGACCCUCGCAUUCGACGUAAUGUCUAUGUAGUUGGUAUCAGAGAGGGUACUGUUGAAGAUUUUAACUUCCUCCUGAACCGUUUCCACUCAUCAAACUACGCCAAUGACCAGCUGGAGAUGCUCAGAGGUUUAGGUGCGACACGGGACCCACAACUUUUGACGAGAUACCUCGAGUUAACUCUGGCGAAAGAAGUAAGAUCACAUGAUAAAGUUAACUCGUUUAAUUAUGCACUUUUGGGCAAUAGAAAAAAUGCUGUUACCGUUCUACAAUUCGUGAAAAACAACAUCGAAACUAUAAGAAAAGAAUACGUAGAAGACGCACCACCAAACCCCGUGCACACAGCACUUUCCAAUUUAGCCGCGUACUUGGAUGAAGAAGAUCUAGUUGAGUAUGAAUCCUGGCUGCGCACCUCUCAAAGCAGUUCAGCACAGUUCAACACUGCGAUAUCCGCCAUAAACUCUGCCCGUAACAACAUGGCGUGGGGUACAGCAAAUGCUGACAUCGUUUUAUCAGCAACCAGAUCAGGAGCAACUAACGUAGCCAUUUCGUCUACUUUGCUGUUGAUUGUAGCUCUUGCGAUGAUUAAUUUCUGAUCCAUGGUUGACGUCAUUUUUGAAACUACAUAUAUUUUAUCGGCCAUAGAUGAAUGAAAUUGCAUCGUACUAAUUUAUUGAAUAUAAUUAUGGAAUAUGUAAUAAUUACCCACGAUACCUAAU